Molecule: messenger RNA, 2004 nt
Organism: Silurus meridionalis
Lineage: Eukaryota; Metazoa; Chordata; Actinopteri; Siluriformes; Siluridae
Gene: trmt11
Product: tRNA methyltransferase 11 homolog
Exons: 13
Coding region: 64-1476 (470 amino acids)
Biological process (GO): methylation
Cellular component (GO): cytoplasm
Molecular function (GO): nucleic acid binding
Source: RefSeq, a predicted model, not a curated record
CUAGGAACUGUAUUUGGGAAGGUAGCGUUGCCUGCCGGACUGUUUUGAUAGGUGCAUUAAGACAUGGCGCUGCACUGUGGAAAAACAUGCCGGCAGUAUUUAUUACAUUUAGCACACGACAAUGUGGACUUCAGAUUACCGGAGAUCAGAUCUUUGCUAUCACUUGUGGGUCGGCAGUGUGUUUCAACAGAAACCUUCAACGAGACGUCACCCUUUUGGCGCCUACAUGGUCUAUCAGAGGAUGACGUGAGGAGUGUUAUGGCAAGAACAGUUUGUGCCAAGUCUGCAUUUGAGCUUUGGGGUCAUGGAAGAACUGUCUCUGAGCUGAAGUCUUCAGUACUGGAGUAUCCCACAGAGCACAUGACACCUUUUCUUCAACAAAAAUCAACAUACAAGAUUAAUGUCUACACUUUCAACAAGACAUUACUGUUCACAGACAGAAUAGAGAAGAUAGACGCCUUGGACUUUCUCCCUUUUCAAGGUAAAGUCAAUCUGAAUGAUCCCGAACACAUUUUUUGCUUACUAGAAGACUAUGGACUGGAUCCCAACAAUAUUCCUGAUGAACCUUUCUGCAUGUAUUUCGGUAGAUUUAUUGCAGAUGGACAAAGGGAACUAAUUCGUUCCCACAGUGUGAAAAAGAGACACUUUAUUGGAAACACCAGCAUGGAUGCAGGCCUUUCCUUUAUAAUGGCCAACCAUGGCAAAGUAAAAGCUCAUGAUUUGGUGUAUGAUCCUUUUGUUGGAACAGGAAGUCUUCUUGUAGCAUGCUCUCAUUUUGGAGCUUAUGUGUGUGGGACAGACAUUGAUUAUAACACUAUACAUGGAGUAGGAAAAGCCAGCAGGAAGAAUCAGAAAUGGAGAGGCCCAGAUGAGAACAUCCGUGCGAACCUGCGGCAGUAUGGAACCGAGUGCUUUUAUGUUGAUGUCAUGGUAUCUGACGCCUCAAAACCUGUAUGGAGGGAAAGGACGCUGUUUGAUGCCAUCAUUACAGACCCUCCUUAUGGAAUUCGUGAAUCGACAAGAAAGACGGGUUCUCACAAAGAGGUCACAACUCCUCCUGAGAACUUUGCUGGAGAGAGUCACGUCCCUGUGACUAUGGAAUAUCAUCUAAGUGAUAUCUUUGCGGACCUCCUACGUUUUGCAGCUCAUCAUUUGGUCAUGGGUGGACGCCUGGUAUACUGGCUACCAGUUUACAGACCAGAGUAUUGUGAAGAGAUGGUGCCAUUUCACCCCUGCCUCACACUCAUUAGCAACUGUGAGCAGACUCUGUCCAGCCACACAUCCCGAAGGCUCAUUACUAUGGAGAAGACUAAGGAGCCAGAGAAGUCAGAUGCACUCGCACAGUUAGCAGACCCACGCUUCAGCCCGUACCAAGGCCAUAACUCCUUCAGGGAAAAGUACUUCAGCGGCAUCACCAAAAAGAAUGGAAAAGGCAAUGGAAAAGAACCGCAUCAAACGAAGGAGAACGAUGGAUGAAAUUGAAGAUUUUUUUUAUAUGAGCAUGUUUAUGCUACAAAUUUUAAUUUUUUUGUAAUUACAUUUUUACUACUUCUUUAAAACAUACAUUACUUUAAAAUGUGAUUUGAAUUAAAAAAGCAUGCCUCUUUCCUUUUUUUUCCAGAUUUUUUGAUGAGUCCUCUUUUAUAUCUCACCUCAGAUGAAAGCAAGUCCAAAGAGAUCUAAUGUGAUUUAUUACUGCAUUAUCACCAUGUAUUUAGAUAAAGUGUGAAAGGGAUUGCAAUAAUCCCUCUCACGUAGCAACUGCAGCAAUGAUGUAGAGGCAGUUUCACCUACUGUACAUUGUGGGAGGAUGAUGGACUGCUGCUUCCUGUUGUAUGAACUUAGUUAAGAUAGCUGAUUAAUGAAUCGCUCUUGAAUUUAACUCCAAGAAUAUCAUCUGGGAGACUUAUGUUCAACAUAAAUUUGAUCCAUGAACAUUAAGAAAAGCAAUUGUUCUUCUUUGGUUGGACAUAAAUCAAAUAAUAUAAAUCAAAAUGUUGCACA